This is a messenger RNA of Eubalaena glacialis (North Atlantic right whale), 964 nucleotides long. It is a transcript of the gene TMEM178B, whose product is annotated as transmembrane protein 178B. Gene Ontology annotation, cellular component: membrane. The coding region runs from base 74 to 958 and encodes 294 amino acids. The transcript is spliced from 4 exons. Lineage: Eukaryota; Metazoa; Chordata; Mammalia; Artiodactyla; Balaenidae. The record is from RefSeq and is a predicted model, not a curated record.
UGUGUUCCGGGCGCGCGGAGGGAAGGCGAGGCUGCGGCGGGUCAUGCCCACGGUGUAGCCGCGAAGCGGAGGCAUGGCUGCCGGAAGGUUCCUGCUCUACACGGGCCUCUCGCUAGCGCUCUGCGCCCUGGGCAUGCUGGCCGUGGCCGUCUGCUCAGACCACUGGUACGAGACGGACGCCAGGAAGCACAGGGACAGGUGCAAGGCCUUCAACACGCGCCGGGUCGACCCUGGCUUCAUUUACAACAAUAACAACAACUUGCCGCUCCGGGCCAGCCGCUCGCGCCUGGACCGCUGGGAGGGCACACUUCUCCGGGCCCGGAAUCGCCGGCAGCUCUUCGCCAUGAGCCCCGCCGACGAGUGCAGCCGGCAGUACAACUCCACCAACACGGGCCUCUGGAGGAAGUGCCACCGACAGGGCUUCGACCCGGAGAUCGCGGCCCUGAUUCGGAAAGGAGAAAUUGAGAGAUGCACGUACAUCAAAUACCACUACUCCUCAGCCACCAUCCCCAGGAACCUCACCUUCAACAUCACGAAGACCAUCCGCCAAGAUGAGUGGCACGCCCUGCACCUGCGUAGGAUGACGGCCGGCUUCAUGGGCAUGGCGGUGGCCAUCAUCCUCUUCGGCUGGAUCAUCGGCGUGCUGGGCUGCUGUUGGGACCGAGGCCUUAUGCAGUAUGUGGCAGGGCUUCUCUUCCUCAUGGGAGGAACUUUCUGCAUCAUUUCACUGUGCACCUGUGUGGCCGGAAUCAACUUUGAGCUGUCACGCUAUCCACGCUACCUGUAUGGACUCCCCGACGACAUCAGCCAUGGCUACGGAUGGUCCAUGUUCUGUGCUUGGGGGGGCCUGGGCCUCACGCUAAUCUCGGGAUUCUUCUGUACCUUGGCCCCUUCUGUCCAACCUGUCCCGAGGACCAACUGCCCCAAAUCCAGACCCGAGAAUGGGACAGUGUGCUAAAAAAAA